Mya arenaria is the source of this 6579-nucleotide messenger RNA. Its product is annotated as F-box/LRR-repeat protein 5-like. Gene Ontology annotation, biological process: SCF-dependent proteasomal ubiquitin-dependent protein catabolic process; intracellular iron ion homeostasis. The record is from RefSeq and is a predicted model, not a curated record. The coding region runs from base 1 to 2283 and encodes 760 amino acids. Gene Ontology annotation, cellular component: SCF ubiquitin ligase complex. The transcript has 10 exons. NCBI's taxonomy places the organism in Eukaryota, Metazoa, Mollusca, Bivalvia, Myida, Myidae. Gene Ontology annotation, molecular function: protein binding.
AUGGCGCCCGGCUGUCCUGAAGAAGUAGACGUGUUUACAGUUCCUCAUUCCAGAAUGAAGGAACUGGUUUGCCAAUACCUUGACAUGCUUACUGCUACCAACUUCUCUGAUGUUACCAAGUUCACCAUGCUGCUGGGAAUCUUGAUAAGAACAUUCAACGAGUUCAUUGCUCAUGAGCAGAUUGAAAACCAAUUCAUCAUGAAGAAAUUAAAGAACAAGCUUCGCUCAUUGUCGAUACAGAACACAGCAGUUUGUAAUUGUCACAAAGACAACAGUUUGUCGGACAUGCUGUCACUGCUCCAAGAUGGCUACAAGUGCACAAAGAAAACUGAGGCUGACCGGAGAAAUUUUGGCCUCCAGCUGCGGCAAAGUCUUGAGGAAUUUACAGAGACAUUCUUACCUCACAUGGCAGAGGAGGAAGAGGUUUUCCAGCCAUUGUUGAUGGAGUACUUUACGGUGGAUGAGUUGAAGCAGAUCAAGGCCACCGUCAUCCAGAAACACUUCUGUGCAGAGCCGGAAGACAUGCCAGAGAAAUUUGUUAAUGAUAACAAAUCCAGCAAGCCGAUUAAAAACAAAAACGCAGUCCCUGAACCCCCUGUGUACCAGCCCUCACUGGAUGCAUUACCUGAUGAGGCCCUUCUACAGGUGUUUUCCCACCUGGACGUACAAGGCCUGGCGAGGUGUGCACAGGUUAGCCAUAGGUGGAACCAGAUCGCAAUGGAUGGAUCACUGUGGACACAGCUCUAUCCUGUUAGCUGGUCUAGAGGUGACUGGUCAGCAACAUGUGGUAUAGACGAAGAAGUCAGCCAGGAUGUGGCCAGCAAGUUGGAAGGCCGGCCCCUGGACGAGGAUGCAGACAUUGACGAAGCCGAUACCUGGGACACUGAAGCUCAACAGAUCCAACAUGAGUCCAGCAUGUUGACGUCGAUGUGUCGAUACUUGUUACCGAGGGUUGGGCGUUCCGUACAAGUGUGUGAUCUUGCCUACAGCAAGGGGCUGACCAAUGGCACACUGUACAAGUUUUUGAGCCUCUGUCCAAACCUGGAGCACCUUGACCUUUCACAGACGCGGGUCUCUGACCUUGGAUUUAAAGGAUUCAAAAAAGGCAAUUGUGGUCACAAGCUGCGGCAUUUGGACCUCUCGGGAUGUCUAUACAUCACUGACCUCACUCUGAGCAGGCUCUCAACUGCUCUUGGUCAGAUUCCAUGUCACAUGACCGAUAGCUCUUCUGUGAUUGGUCAUGCUGAGAGGCUAGAAGAGGAUGAAACAAAGAAUAGAGUCAAAGAAACCAUCGUCGAGAAAAGUGAAACAGAUGCCCCUGAGAAGAAAUCUAUGGUAUCCUCUUGUAAUGAUCAGCAGAAAAGUGCUUUUAGACUGAAUAAAUGUUGUGGGAAAGACUUGAAGUCACAGAGUGCUAGUCAUAGCCAUUGUACGAGGGCAGGCCCUUGUAAAAUUGGGUCUGGGUGUGAUGUCGGGUUGCCAAACAGAGGAUCUCGCAGGCGGUCUCUCUCAUGUGGAGGGUGUGGUAACAUGUGUGGCAGGGAUGAGCCCGAAAUGACUUGUGAUGUUGGCUCUAGGCAGAUAGAGGUGAAAAAUCUUGCAGAGACUCAAAAAAGUGUUCAGAACAAGUUACGCGAUGCCCUUGAUCCGGGAAAAGGUAACAGACUGCCCCCUGCCUGGACUGGGUCCACAGUAGAAAACCUGGAGAUCUUGAAUGAAAGCAUACUUAAUGUAACCAUAGAUAUACAACCCAGCAAUACAACAAAAUCCAAGGCACAAACAGAUCUUAAGAAAUCCCAUAAAUUUUUUGAAAAUACACCUUCUGAUUUAAACCUCGCUCAGACCCAAAUGCCAGAUUUCAUUUUGUUUCCUAAGUGGGAAACUGAGGUUAUGGAAAAGUCAGAAAAUGAGUUAAACCAAUCACAAAUUACAGAGACUAAACACAGGCUGCUUGAUUGUAAAGACAAUGACAAUCCUGGUCAAACGGGUUCUGGCAGAAUUCUGGAGUUCUUGAGUUUGUCAGGAUGCUACCAGAUUACUGACGAAGGACUAGAGCAUAUGAUCCAAGAUGGUGGCCUACCCCACCUGCAUCACCUUGACCUUUCUGGCUGUCUUAACGUGACUGGGGAGGUCAUCGCAGACCUGGUCACCAAUGCAAACAAGCUGAGCCCUGCCCACUUGUUCUUCUGUGACAACAUAGAGGAUGGGCCUUACCCUGAAGAGGCAUCAGGAUGUCAAAACUUACAGUCUAAGUCCCGUGUUUGCUGUCGGUGUGGUGAAUAGACAAUCAUGUUUGGUUGGGCGAACAAAUCUGACUGAAUUGUCUUUUUGGACAAGACCUGGCACUUCCUGAAGAUAGCAACAACUAGAAGAAAAUGACAGAAACAGGAACUCGGAUUUCAUGCUGUAUCAUCACCGUGCUUCAUUGUCAAAAUAUUCAUUCGAUUGUAUUGAUUUAGAAGCAGAACACAAAUAGAAAUGUAAAAAAGCUUAAGAUAAUAAUUGCUUUAUAUUUACAUUUUAUCUACUUGUUGAAGAUAAGUAAUGUGUACCAGUUAUGAUAUUCCAGUUUUGUAAAUGUCAUUAUUUUUCUCCACGUUUUUUUUUUAAACUAGGUGUUAGCACACGUGUAAGGGUGAUCCUAUUGGUGCAGAUUCUGUACUUAUUGCAAUUUAUUAUAUGUUGUUGUUGGGUUUUUUCAAUUGCUUUGAAAAUUAAGAUGACAAAAAUGUUGACUGUUGAACCUUUUUUGACUUUACUGAUUGUGCAGGCAACAGAUUGAAACUGAAGUUUGUAUUUUAUUUUAUUUGUGAAAGUCAUGCUGUGAACACUCAACAGAUUUACUUGUGCAUUUAUUUCAGUCACUAAAAUAAUCUGUAUGUGUUUGUGUUACACAUAGAUGUAAAAUUGUGUUAGUUUUUAUGUCGCCUGGGUGGCCUGGCAGCCAAAUAAAGAUAAUGUUGUCUGGCAGAGGCAGCAGCUGCAAUGCUUAAAUUUCGGCCAUGGCAUCACACAUCUAUAUCAGCUUACGCAUUUGUUAUCAAAUCUUUACCAAACUUGGUUGCAUUGUUUAUAAAAUCCUGACCGAGUUCAAUCAACAGCCAAAUUGCACUAUUAGCUCUAAAGUUUGACCGUUGAAUUGUCAAAAUUUGAUAAAACUCACUUUUUCCCCACUCCAGCUUAUGCAUCUUAUCCAAUCUUUACCAAACUUUGCUACUGUGUUACUUGGCUUUAUAUCUGGACUGAGUUUGAUCAACAAUGUUUCUAGACUUACUGUUUUUAAUUUGUCAACAUUUUACCAUUUUCGCACUUUGUCCACUCUCUUACUUCAGCUUUUCUUAUUCUAAUCUUUACCCGCAUUGGUUGCCAUAUGUAUCCGGGGCACAAUAUCUCAACUGAGUUCAUUCAACAGCCAGAUAAUUUUAUCAUAUUGGGAGUAAUGGCCCCUGAAUCGUCAAAUACUUACCAAAUCCACUUUGACCACCCUCUAACUUGAGCAGUUGUGAACAAACCAUCACUAUAUAAUAGGUUACAAUGGUUAAAGGCAUAAUGUCUCGAACAAGUUUGAUCAACAGCCAGAUCACGAUAUUCACUCUGGAGUUAUGGCUCUAAAUUUGUCAAAAUUUUACCAAAUUUACUUUUGACUGUCGUCUCGUUUUUUUUCAAUCCUUAGCAAAAGGGGUGACAAUGGUAAUGGGUAUAAUAUCUCAUUUGUUUUUGAAACACAAGCAUAUCACAUUAUUUGUUCCAGGGGUAUGGGCAAUAAAAUUGUAAAGAUCAAUUUCACUUUGCUAAUUUUAGUAGGCCACGCCAUACAAUUGGGACUAUGAUUUCAGUAUAUCCCUUGACCAAGCAAUGUUCAGCUUGCAUGAAUGACCUACCUAAGGCAUAACAACUAUAUUUUAUAAUACUUUACUUUUUAAUUCUUUAUGCUUAUAUAAAAGUAUUGAAUAUAAAUGAAAAUAUCUGCAUUUGCUAUGGCACAUACAAAUGGUUUGUAAAUGAUGAUGCGCGCCCCGGACAGGUGACAUAUCUGAUUCCCGAAAGUUUUGUUCAAAGGUUAGUUUUCUAUCAAUUUCUAAAAUGUGAUUAUGAAUACGGGGUAACAGUUUGCAACUCCAUGGCGGAAAUACAAAUUCAGCCUUCUGUGUCUGUUGAUAUGAGUUUGAGGAGGAGUAUGAUGUAUUGUUUUAUAAAAAUCAGUGUGUUGGUCACUGUGUUAUUUUUUUUUAUGCAGAGAAUCCUCGAUGUUCAUCUUUGCUCCUAUUUUUGCUUUAUUCAAUUAUUUCUGGUUAAAAUUUCUAUGGUACAUUGUUAUAAAAUAUUUCUUUUUAGCUUGGUCAGCUCAUCGUUGGCAACCAUGGUACUUUCUUCCAUUACACUCCAUAUAUACCGUGGGACAAUUGACUGACAAAAUCUCAUUUUAAUGAAUAUGCAUGAGGCAGGAGAGACAACUCUUCUUUCGAUGAAUUCGCAUGUUACACUCAAAUAUUAUUCAAUAACUUAACAGUGUCAGUAGCUUCCGUGGCUGUGUGGUCUUGACUAUUGCCAAGUAAUAUUGUACUGUGAAGGCGGAGCCCGAUUUAACUCCGGCAUUUGCCAGAAUAUUUUUUAACCGUAAAGCAUCUGGUACUUUGCGGAACAAAUGAAACUGCCUCAUUAAUUAUUCAUGAUUAUUCAUUGCCCAUGAUACAUAAUGAGGCAUAGCGUGGUGUGUAUCAGGGGUAUCCGACGAUGGGUCAGCUUAAUAGAUGAAUCAUACUUAUUUUUGACGCCAUGUUAUAUUUUGAUAAAUAUUUGUUUGUUUACUGUGCCAAUUUACAUGCAUAAUCAGUCGUAUUUACAUUGUUUUAUAAUUAUAUUUAUGUUUGUUUUGGUCAGGCAUACUUAUAUACUUAACAUAAAACAUCUUUAUUUUUCAAGUCAGUUACAUAUUUGGAAAUAAUAUUUCUUGAAAAUAUUACACUUUCAUUCAUUGCUGUUAAAAUAAUAUCGGGCUUUUAAUUUUACAUUAAAUGCCUAGGGUCCAUUCACAUACUCUGUUAACAGGAUAAAUGUUAUAUUAAUUAUAGCUAGCAUGUAUCUGUUUACACUCAAGUUUGUUAUGUACUGUCAAGCAAUAAUAGUGGAAUAUAUUAACAUCAAUAAUAAUUUGGUAUAAUUAUACAGAAGUCUGCAGUUAAUAUUAUUAUUUCUAGUUAUUAUUUGUUGCUUAUUAUCACCAUUGGCAUAAAGAAUGGUUAUUAAUUUAUUAUUACAAUUAGCGCGGAUAAAUUGUGUCCGCUUAAUUCUUACAGAAUGUGAUUUCAAAUUAUGCUUGGUUAUGUAAUUUGCAAUACAAUGUAAGCCUUACAAAAUACUUGUAGGUAUUUAAAUGGGAGAUUAUAUUGACUGGACAUACAUGUAGCCUUUUAUGAAAGCUUGAUCAUACCUACUUAAACUAUUAAACUGUUAUAAAUGAAGAUUUACCACAGUACGGACCCUAUGACCAAUUUUGUAAUACCAUAUUUAUGUUAAUCAAUAUUUGAGUCAGACAUUCUUUGUCAUACAUUAGAUUUAAAACAGUGAUUACUCCUUUAAACUACCCCCUUCAAGCAGAAUUAAUUUAUAAUCCCUAAACAAAUUAUUAGUUAUAUUGCAAAUUAAUUUUCUUGUACACAGAGAAAAUUUUGUAAUUGGAUAUCUUAUAAUCUAUUCCAUUUAAGAAGUUGUGUCAAAAUCAUUGUUGAUCACUGUCAGUCUUAUAAGGACACAUGAUUUUAAACACUUGUUUCAUUUUGUAAAAUAUAUUAUUUUUCCUCCACAUUUUCUUUGUUGUUAUUUUUGUGGUUAGAAGAUAAAAUAUUUAUUUACAUUUUUGAAAGAAGGUUUUAAAAAUAAUUGGGGAAAAAAGCCCUAAAUAUAUUUCAUGAUUUGUUCGACAUUUUGCCAUAUUUGAAGUACCUUGUUGAUUAUUUUUGCCAUUAAUAUAUGUUCUUGUUCAUUAUUAUUUGUUUAAACUAAAUAGAUCUGUUUGAAUUACUCAGGCCUCACAAACUUCCACAGUUAUUUUAUUUUACCCUGAUGAUAUAUUCAGAAUUUAAAUUCCAAUUGUAUUUGCAUUUUCCAUUAAAUGUUACCAUGCACCAUGUCAUAACUUUAAUUUAAUUAUUUUGUUGAAAAAAACAUGAUUUGUUUUUAAACAAUUCACUCGGUGACAUGAGCAUAGUAAUGAAAGGCUUUUAAUUUCUGUUCACUUAACAUAAUGCACUUAAUUCCAGAGUCUAUAUAUUUAAACAGUUCCAACUAGUCCUGGCAGACUGUUUAAUAUUGAUAUAGACAGGCUUGGUUUGCUUAACAAAUAUUGAACAGUUGAAAAUAGAAUCACCUUUUUUAUUGAGAAUGGAACCCAUUGUAAGCCAUGAAUGUCACCGGCUCUUGACGUCAACUACUGAAUAACUAAGAACAAGUGCAUUAUCCAUUUUUUGCAUAAGUAAGUUGAAUAUACAUUAUAUGUUUUGUUUCAUGUAUGUUUAGCACAACACUAUGCUGUUACACAUGUAUAUAUUAUUUCAGAAUAUAAAUGAUGUUUCUGUAUAA